CCUCGCAGCAAUCAAUCGGCGUUUUAGCGCGGUUUUCCGAGAUCAAAAACACCGUCGCCGCCGAGCGUCCUGCCUUUUGCUGAUCGCGAAAAACAAAAAUCAGUAAUCAGUCAGUGAUGGAUCGCGCCGAGGUAGCCAGGGUUACCGUGGUGCGAUAGAUUUAAGGGAUUGUUUCCAGGCUUCUACCCUCAGAAGAAGACGUAGGAGUGUAGUCUUGGUGGUCCAGUUGCUGGAUACCGUCGCAGGUUUCAGGAGAGCUUUCAGGAGAAGAACAAAGGAUAACAAGGGCUUUAUUCGAUAAAUCAAUCAAAAAUGGGUUGUUUCGGCAGCAAAGACAAACUGUCGAAGGAGGACAUGGAUUUCCUCAGGAGCCACACUCGAUACGACGAGAGUACCAUCAAAGAAUGGUAUAAAGGAUUUAAGCAAGACUGUCCGAACGGUAGACUUACUCCGGCCAAGUUUGUCGACAUGUACAAAAUGUUCUUUCCAAGUGGCAACGCGGAAGAAUUCUGCGAUCACGUCUUCAGGACAUUCGACAUGGAUAAAAACGGUUAUAUCGACUUCAAAGAAUUUUUGUUGGCGAUAGACGUAACAUCGAGUGGUACUCCUGAGGAAAAACUGAAGUGGGCCUUUAGAAUGUACGACGUUGAUGGAAAUGGCGUCAUAGAUAUACAAGAAAUGACUAAAAUCGUUCAGGCAAUCUACGACAUGCUGGGCGCGUGCUCCUCGAACCGGCCCGCCGACUCGGCCGAGGAGCGCGCCAAGAACAUUUUUGCCAAGAUGGACGAGAACAACGACGGCCAGCUCACCCAGGAGGAGUUCCUCAAGGGCUGCCUGCAGGACGAGGAGCUCUCGAAGAUGCUGGCGCCUUAAGAGGCCUCCCUCCGCGCUCCGUAACCGUCGUCGGUUGCGCGAAAAUGCCGAUUGGUGCGCCGAUGGAGACCUGGAGGCUCCUAAGGCGGGCGGAGAGUUUGUAUAGAUGUGUUAAAGGUGUAAAAUAAGAUAAAGCGAGGUUCUAUUACUGUAAGACGUUGUCCAGUCUCACCUCUUUUAUAUCUAAUAAAUUAAAUUUCGAUAUAGGUGAUGUUUAAUGGUAUCGAUUUAAAAGAUUGAUAUGUCGAAUAUUUUCUUUGUUUUCUUAUUUAUUCAGUUUCAGAGAUAGAUUGAGUUUUGUGAUAGAUAUUUUUCAGGAGGAUAUGCCUAUUCCUACUUCCUUAGAUUGCAAUGAAAAAUUAAAUUUAGUUGUAAAAAUUGAUUUGAUGAUGCGGAAUAUGAAUAAUAUAUCUUUCAUAGACUAACUGAAACGAGACGGUUUUUUAGUGUUUAGAGAGAAAAUUAUAUUGGAAUGAUGGACAACGGUCCUAAAAUAAUAGAGAACAACUCGCUACAAUUUCUAGUCAUUUCAUUGGUCUGAUCACUGACGUACACUACCGUAAGAACCAAUCCGCAUUUUCCGCAACAUUGACCAGCACACUAGCGGCCUCUAGUUAAGCCUAACGAACAUUCGGCUGAGGGUCCCGGGUUCGAAUCCCGCUUGUAACUGGCACAAUCGUACGCUGAGAAUUAAAAGACUUUUAUAAACUUAUAAAAACACACACAGAAAAAUCCUUGGUAUAUGUGGUUUUCCCAGACUUCGAAAAUGUUUCCUAUUGACUGUAAAAUAAUAUUUAUGAACGUUAUCUAUAUUAAAAAUAAACAAAAAAAAAAUAGGAGACUUUUUUGACGAAAUUUUUGCUAAAUAAUAUUGGAAUUUAUAUGUAUUAUCUAUAUACGAACAGGUAUUGUCGUAUAUUUGUGGAUUUCUCUAUCCAGUCUGUAAAUCUAAGGUAAAUAUUAAUUAAAAGAAAACAGGGCGUGUCUAUAAUUAACAGAAUUAGUGUGACGUUACUUAUAUGCAACCAACAAUACGCGGAAUCCUAACAAGGUUUCAUAACCCGUAUGUAUCCUACUGUCUGUACUGUCUAAUUUCCUGCCAGUUGUUCUUUUAUUAUACUCUUGGCGAAAUGUUUAUUAUAUACGUAGUGUAUAUAUAAAUAUCCUGUAUACCUCAUUGACAUAAAUAAUCAAAUGCUGUACAGGGUGCUACAAAUUCGAGGUACGAGCAUUGGUAUCUCGGAAACCA
This is a messenger RNA of Sitophilus oryzae (rice weevil), 2122 nucleotides long. RefSeq names its product neuronal calcium sensor 2. Gene Ontology annotation, molecular function: calcium ion binding. Lineage: Eukaryota; Metazoa; Arthropoda; Insecta; Coleoptera; Curculionidae. The record is from RefSeq and is a predicted model, not a curated record. The transcript has 5 exons. The coding region runs from base 313 to 873 and encodes 186 amino acids.